GGGCUUGCGCUCGUGCCCACCCUUCAUGCCGAUAAGAUAGUCCGUGAUAGUAUGAUGGUAACGUUCAUACUUCGUGAAACAAAACUUCAUGCGGCAUAUGAAGCUGGAUAUGAAGCAGGUGCUUUUCUGCAUCACCAUUGUGACUUUGGUGGGCUGCACUGCAGCUCACUUGGAUGCAGAGCAUCACACCCAUGCAUCAUCAACAGAAAAAGUGCCUGUGACAGUACAUGAUGGAAGUCCGUUCCCGCCGGCGGCCACGGCGGCGCUGGACGUGGGGUUCGCGCACGGAUUCGUCGCGGCCUUCUCCGUCAUCAUCGUGUCCGAACUGGGCGACAAGACCUUCUUCAUCGCGGCUAUCAUGGCCAUGCGCCACCCCCCGGCGGUGCUGCUGGGCGCCGUCGCCGCCCUCUUCGCCAUGACCGUGCUGUCCGUGCUGCUGGGCUUCUCGGCCCAGGUGAUCCCGCGCCUCUACACUUACUACAUCUCCAGCGCCCUGUUCGCCUUGUUCGGCUUCAAGAUGCUCUACGACGGCAUCCGUAUGGGUCAGAACGAGGCGCAGGAGGAGUUCGAAGAGGUGCAAACGGAUCUGCGCAAGCGCGAGGACGAGCGCUCGAAGACGCCACUGGAUGUAGAAGCAGGACGAGAGCGACACAGCCCCCUGUCGUUCGUGUCAGGCGUCUUCCUGGAGGCGUUCACGCUGACAUUCCUGGCCGAGUGGGGCGACCGCUCGCAGAUCGCCACCAUCCUCCUCGCGGCUAGAGAGGUCGCCCGCCGGCAGGAUGCGUGGGGCGUGACACUGGGCAGCUUUUUGGGGCAUUCUCUGUGCACCCUGCUGGCUGUGGUCGGCGGCCGUCUCAUCGCGCAGCGGAUUUCGGCCAAAACAGUCACGCUGCUGGGAGGCGUGGUGUUCCUGGUGUUCGCCGUCAGCGCGCUCUUCAUCAGCCCGGACAGCUAGAGCGGCCCGGCCGCGGCGGCUGCCAACACGCGGGCCCACGGAGCCGGUGGAGCGGCCCCCGCCGGCUGACGCGAUGUGCGACACCCCUGUGGGCGGCGUAGAGGCGCCCAAUGCAGCAGCUCCCAUUCCAGUUUGUUGUUUUCCGCCGGAUUUAGAUGAUUGGGAAGUGGGGAGCAGCGGGAUGGUUACUAGAUGUCAGUGGGUCACACAUUUGUUUUAUUUAUUGAUCGUUAUUAGCUGUUGCCGAGGUUGAUAUUUUGAUGACUUAACUAGUCAGCAGCUUCUGACAAAGCAGCCUAGUCAAGGGUGCCGGCGAUAUUGCCCAUCGCCUCGUGUGGGGCACCCAAUGGACGGGCGCGUAGAUAGUGCCAAAGAUCAUAUUACCGAUAUGCAGGAAGAUUCGACAAGAUUCUGGACUCUGUGUCGUAGGCAGCGCAGUGCCGUCCAUCAUGUUCCGUUGCGACGUUUUAUGCCGACCGUUUCAGCUUGACCGAGAUUGUUGGGGCGUCUCGUGUUCACAAGGAGUCCAGUUGGCGGCCUGCUAGCCUGGCGUGGGUCUCACCUUAUGCGUGUGUUAUGGCCCUGGUUCGAGCCUGCAGAUUCGGCCGCGGAAGUACGUCACCGUUGAAUUCCGGGCGGAUGUGCUUGUAACUCAGCAGGCAAACUGAUAUGCCAAUGAACUUGUAACUUACGGUUUUGUCAUUGUAAGGCCGAGGCUCACAUUCGUUGGUUCUUACGCUGCCUGUUCACGCGUGAGACCGAAACUGGCCUGGGCAUCACCAUAGUGGUAUGAACCGACAUUUCGCUGAGAUCAUUGAGUUCUGCAUGUCGUCACACGUUGCUUAGUGUGUUACGCGUGUAGUCUUUGUCUCAUUCAACGUCAGGACGACCGCGAAUAGGCGCUAUUGACCCGGUCUCUGCGUUUGGGGGAACGCGGUGGAUAUGGCACAUACAAUGGAAGUUUCUUGCAGUCAGUUCAUGGCUUCAGGUUGUCACCUUAAAGCUGAGAUGCCGAGAUUCAAAAGCAGGAUGUUUUCAUUGACCCUGUUUUCACUGAAACAAAGCGAAUACCGCAUGGCCUGUGGUUGCUACCUCAGAGGUCGCUCGUUCUACAAACCGGCCUGCUAUCGUUUGUAUCGAGUGGUCCAUAUCCAUCCUGUUUCAUCGAAACCGGAUGGGGUGGUUGUCGAACUUGGUCGAUUUGACAUGGAAUGUUCCGCCCGCCCCCUCCCCCCCCCCCCCCCCGUCCGCAACAGUAAUGGGUAGUCAGUUAAUAACGCUGCGCAGUCGUAUAGUGGGCCGCGCUGCGCCUCAGUGAGCUCGUGAUGCCACUCAGAUGUAACCUAACCCCCGCAAGCUUUAAUCGUUGAUUUUGCAUCUCACAAAUUCUGAAUCGAUACCAGGCACGUGAUCCCCACCCUGACCCUGCCGGCUGGCCGGCCCGGCAGGCGAUGGCGUGCACACCCAGCGAUUAUUUUCUGCGCAUAACCGACCGUCUCGCUGCGCAACCGGAGAGCUGAUUGUCACUGAGGGUGAGUGUGCGGAUGUUGGGUGACCAGGACUGUGUUUGAGUGGCAUUGUGCCGCGCUAUAUUGUCCACGUAGUAGGUGCUGGAUGUGUUUGGGCUUCUAGUUACACGCCUCCAACGACCAGGAUCCAUGUGCUGUGCUGUGAUGUUGCACCGGUCAUUGUUGUGUUCCCAUUGGUACUCCGGAGGCCGGCAGCAUCUGGCGACCGUCACGCUUGUGCCAUAGGCCAGCGGCCAGGCUGGUGACACCGGCCGCGCCCUCGCUCCGCCGCCCGUGUCUAGUGGCCCACCGCUGCUGCGCGUG
Pollicipes pollicipes is the source of this 2787-nucleotide messenger RNA. RefSeq names its product transmembrane protein 165. Gene Ontology annotation, molecular function: calcium ion transmembrane transporter activity; manganese ion transmembrane transporter activity. The coding region runs from base 89 to 955 and encodes 288 amino acids. Gene Ontology annotation, cellular component: Golgi apparatus. The record is from RefSeq and is a predicted model, not a curated record. Gene Ontology annotation, biological process: Golgi calcium ion homeostasis; manganese ion transmembrane transport; calcium ion transmembrane transport. The transcript is spliced from 7 exons. NCBI's taxonomy places the organism in Eukaryota, Metazoa, Arthropoda, Thecostraca, Pollicipedomorpha, Pollicipedidae.